Paramisgurnus dabryanus is the source of this 3583-nucleotide messenger RNA. RefSeq names its product pleckstrin homology domain containing, family A (phosphoinositide binding specific) member 1b (gene plekha1b). Lineage: Eukaryota; Metazoa; Chordata; Actinopteri; Cypriniformes; Cobitidae. The record is from RefSeq and is a predicted model, not a curated record.
UAAUUCCGCUCUCCGCCCGUCAGCUGCCAGCAGCAAGGAAGACAGUCCGUCGGAAGUUUGAGGGAGAUGGGCUGAAAGGCCAGCACUGACGGACAACACAUUGCUAAACAUCAGUUUCACAGCUGCUUAUGAGUUUGGUAAUGCACAGCUUUAGAAAUGCCGUACGUAGAUCGUCAGAAUCGAAAUUGUGGCUUUCUAGACAUCGAGGAUGUAGAGAGCAGCGGCAAGUUUCUACGCCGCUACUUCAUCCUGGACACACAGGAGGGCAGCCUGGUCUGGUACAUGGAUAACCCCCAGAAUCUUCCAGAAGGAACAUCCAAUGUUGGCUCCCUCAAAUUAAAAUAUAUAUCCAAGGUUAGUGAUGCCACCAAACAGCGACCAAAGGCAGAGUUCUGCUUCGUCAUCAAUGCUGGAAUGAGGAAGUAUUUUCUUCAAGCGAAUGAUAAGCAGGAUUUAGUGGAUUGGGUGAGCGUGCUGAACAAUGCCACCAAAAUCACAGUGCCGAAGUCAUGUGAGCAGGUGCCUCAUACAACAGACGUGGUUCCGGACACAUUGGGUGCCACCAAACAAAUGUCCUACAAAACAGAGAUUGUUGCAGGAGUGCCUAUCAUCACCACCACACAGGAGAAAGGUGAAGCUCUGAACGGGGCUGACAAGAGCGGGCCAAGGAAAACUCAAGGUCAGCUGCCAUUUUACCUGAGUCGCUGUAACCAGGACUCAACGGUGAUCAAAGCUGGAUAUUGUGUUAAACAGGGGGCUGUGAUGAAAACUUGGAAGAGGAGAUACUUCAUACUGGAUAAUAAUAACCUUGGCUACUUCAAAUCAGACACGGAUCGAGAGGCACUACGACUUAUCUCACUGAAUGAUGUCAAAAAGGUGCAGGAGUGUAAGCAAAGGGAUGUGAUGAUGAGAGACAAUCUUUUUGAACUGGUUACUACCUCAAGAACUUUCUAUAUUCAGUCGGACAGCCCAGAAGACAUGCAUGGCUGGAUCAAGGCUAUCUCUGGGGCCAUAGUGGCCCAACGUGGCCCUGGACGCUCAGCAGCCUCUAUGCGUCAAGCCAGACGUCUCUCGAACCCUUGUAUACAGAGGUAUACAUCCUGCAAUGGUGAAUGUGGCACGAGCAUUUCGAAUCCCCCGCCAUCGUCAUCGAACCAAGUUUCCCAGACCCUUGCGCACCCCUCCCCACCGAACUCCAUUACCCAGAAUGCGGCUCUGCCCCGGGCCCUCAGCAUGGCGUGGGAGGGGCCAGACCUCAGCAACCUGCUAAAGGGGACACGAUCGCGUUUGUCGCUCCAGGAGUCGUCCCAAAUGUUCUUCAAGUAGAUGAAGAUUCUUCAUCCCCAUGGCAACCGCGAAGCAGCGCUAAAGAGCCUCCAAACUGCUCCUUGGAUGAAGAUUUGCAGAUUACGGAGAUAUAAGAAUUUACUUGCAAACAAAUUAGAGUGUGCUUUUUAAACAACAAAAACUUUUACAACAAAAUCAAUACAGGAGAAGAGUUUAGAGUUCUCUCAUCACUUACAAGCCUCCGACCCAACUGCACAUUAUUAUAAAUCCAUAAACCAUUAAGAAGCCAAAUAUUGGGUUUACAGAAGACUGUGAUUAAGACUUAUCUUUGUCCCAGACUUAACUGGGUUACCAUUUACAAACGUAAUUUUUUUGACGAAUCUACUUGCUGUUCGCUAGGAAUAUGAAAAUUUUGGCUGAUCCGAUUGCUGAUAAUUAUUUUUCAUUUGGUCCAUACUAUACAAUACAUCUAUACUGGCAAACAUUAAAGGGUACCUAUUAUGCAAAAUCCACUUUUACAAGGUGUUGGAACAUAAAUGUGCUUUGGCAGUGUGUGAACACAACCACCCUACAAUGAAUGAAAAUCCACCCAUUCCUUUUAAUCCCCAAUAAAACCAAAGUGGUCUCAUUAGACAGGUCGUUUAGAUUUUCUUACCAUUGUGAUGUCACACUGAUGAAGCCCCGCCCACGGCCACUGACUGACAGUUCUGCACUACCAUAGUUUCUGCCCCUAGCGAGCUGUACUCUAUCCAUUAUAUCUCAAUAAUGAGAUACCAUUGUCUCAGACUGAAUUCACAGGAAUCAGAUCUAUUUUAAGCAAAAGUGCUUACUGUUUUUUUUUUGUAAGUGGGUUUUACGGUUUCUUUUGGUAAGGGGGUGCAAAAUACCCCAAAAUAUGCAUUUAAAGGAACAAACGGGCAUUUUAGACAUGCUAUAAUAAAUAAUCUGUGGCUAAAACUUCACAGACACAUUCUGGGCACACGUGAGACUUAUAUUACAUAUUGUAAAAAUUUGCAUACUAGGUACAAUUUAAAUACAUUUUACGUUAAGUAAACUCGCAAAUCUUUGUGUAAAAUCAGGAAAUGAUAUAUUUUCCUUUCCUGCAAGAGGGAGUGUAGUACGCUGUACCAAGACCACACAGUUUGAAUUGGAACUGGUCUGUAAAAAGGAUGUAUAUGUUUUGUAAAAUGUUAUAUAUAGUUUAUCUAUAAUACUGAUUGAUACAGCUAAAAGAUUUAAAACGCUACAGAUGGCGAAUAGGUCACUGAUAUAUUGUAACUAACAAAUAAGAUCUUGAGAUUGUAAGAAGAUCGUAUGUUUUUGUUUGUAUUUUUAUUAUUAAUGUGGUGCAUUUCUUGGGGUACAAUAAAGCCUUUUUGUCCUAUAGCUCUUUUAGAGCCCUCAGGGUUUUUAAUCAUUAACUACAUUUUAUUUUCUGGCUACUUCACAAACCCUAAAAAUGAAGUUGUGAUGAAAACCACCAUAAUGUAUGGUAGACACGUUUCUUCAGAUUGCUGUAGAGAAAAUGCAUUUGUGUUUUUUUACAAUUCUGUGUUUGCUAACAUACUGCCAACCGUAAUGUUGUGUUACUGAAUUUUAGGAGCAACAUGUUUUUGUGCACAUUGUCAUUUUGGUAAACGCACAUAUGCAUGGACAUUUUGUAGAAAAUAUUAUAAAUAAUUUCAAUACAAUUUAUUAUUCAACAAACAGCUAUAACAGAUUUGAUAACCUACAGGCAUAACAAUUUUUUUUAGAUCCAGUAUAUCUUGUUUGAAUGAACCUGAUGCUAUUAAUAUAACAUACUUACUUAUACAUUUAUAUGCUGUAUCAUGUUUCGUUUUGUAAUCUGUAAAGUAUGUCUCCUGUCACAGACUGAGUGCAAGUGUGUACUUAACCAUAGUUUGGGAAAAUCCUGAAUCACGGUCUAAUAUAGAAAUGAUUCAAAAGUAAAAGGGAGGUAAGGUUCAGUUUGUAGUCUCUAUAAUUUGCUUUAUAUUAAAACAAUAGAGGUCUAUGCCUGUGUUCUUAUUUAUAUGGCAAUGUAAACAUGGGUGUGUGCUAGGGUUUAGCUGUAGUUCUAAAUCUGACUAUCUAAGUGUGUGUGUGUGUAGCUCCAUUGCUGACUUGUUUAUCCAGAAACGAUGUUGCACAACACUUUUCCGCACAGCUGUAUAAGUGCCUGCAUUCUAUUAUGAUGUCCAGAUGUUGUGAACCUUCCAAACUAUACCUGAUAUUCAUGACCAAUCAUGUGUAUUAUUUAUUUUAUGGAGGUCAAAUUAAAACAGACAAAAUAUAA